Molecule: messenger RNA, 966 nt
Organism: Cyphellophora europaea CBS 101466
Lineage: Eukaryota; Fungi; Ascomycota; Eurotiomycetes; Chaetothyriales; Cyphellophoraceae
Exons: 1
Coding region: 1-966 (321 amino acids)
Biological process (GO): D-xylose catabolic process
Cellular component (GO): cytosol
Molecular function (GO): D-xylose reductase (NADPH) activity
Source: RefSeq, a predicted model, not a curated record
AUGUCUGUGCCUACGGUCAAGCUCAACAGCGGGCAUACCAUGCCCUUAGUCGGCUUUGGCCUGUGGAAAGUCAACAAUGACACUUGUGCCGACCAAGUUUAUAACGCCAUCAAGACCGGUUAUCGUCUUUUCGACGGUGCGUGCGAUUAUGGAAAUGAAAAGGAGUGUGGACAAGGCGUCUCGCGUGCCAUCAAAGAAGGCUUGGUCAAGCGUGAGGAGCUCUUCAUUGUCUCUAAGCUGUGGAACUCCUUCCACGAUAGCGACAAGGUUGCGCCCACCUGCAAGAAACAACUCUCGGACUGGCAGGUGGAUUACUUUGACUUGUUCCUCAUCCACUUCCCCGUCUCGUUGAAGUACGUUGACCCUUCGGUGCGGUAUCCGCCAGGAUGGGAAGACGAGAGCGGCAAGACCAUCACCUUCGGAAAUACUUCCAUUCAAGAGACCUGGCAAGCGAUGGAGAAGCUCGAGGAAAGUGGCCUCGCGAAGUCGAUUGGCAUCUCCAACUUCUCAGCCCAGCUGGUCUUUGAUCUCUUGCGCUAUGCUCGCAUCAAGCCUGCCACACUCCAGAUCGAACACCACCCCUACCUCCAGCAGUCCGGUCUCGUCAAGCUCGCCAAGGAGGCAGACAUUACCGUGACGGCCUAUUCAUCCUUUGGCCCCACCGGCUUCAUCGAGCUCGACAUGAAAGAGGCUGAAGGCGCACCGUCUCUUCUCGGAUCUGACGACGUCAAAAAGAUUGCUCAGAAGCACGGUAAGACCGAGGCGCAGGUGUUGUUGCGCUGGGCUACCCAGAGAGGCCUUGCUGUGAUCCCCAAGUCCAACAACCCUGAGCGCCUGGCACAGAAUCUGGACUGCAGCUCUUUCGACCUGGACCAGAGCGACCUGGACUAUUUCGCAGGUCUGGAUAAGGGUCUCCGAUUCAACGACCCGCGGAACUACGGCAUGAACAUUCCCAUCUUCGCCUAG